This is a messenger RNA of Bemisia tabaci, 1262 nucleotides long. RefSeq lists its product as uncharacterized. Gene Ontology annotation, biological process: regulation of DNA-templated transcription. The record is from RefSeq and is a predicted model, not a curated record. Lineage: Eukaryota; Metazoa; Arthropoda; Insecta; Hemiptera; Aleyrodidae. Gene Ontology annotation, molecular function: DNA binding; DNA-binding transcription factor activity, RNA polymerase II-specific.
CGAUUUCAGGCGAACCGAGCGAGUUUCAUACCUCCUCGAUUACAAGCGAACCGAGCGAGUUGCAUACCUCCUCGAUUACAGGCGAACCGAGCGAGUUGCAUACCUCCUCGAUUACAAGCGAACCGAGCGAGUUUCAUACCUCCUCGAUUACAGGCGAACCGAGCGAGUUGCAUACCUCUUCGAUUUCAGGCGAACCGAGCGGGAUGCAUACCUAGAGAGGCGUCGAUGUUUUGCCCGGGGCGCGAGAUGGCCGAGACGGUUUCGAGCGGGAGCGUGGAGGCGUUGGACGACGAAUCGCGGCUCAGCGUCGAUGACGUCGACGGCGACGGUGCCGACUCGACGGAGGUGGGACGGAAGGACGGGCCCAACCACAAGUUCUCCAUCGACAGCAUCCUGGGCACCAGAUCGCCCAGCUUCUACGACAGGAUCCUGGGGACGCGGCGCGGCCGCGGCUCCGACGACGACAGUGACGUCACAGAGGACCGUGACGUCACCGAGGACCCCAAAACAAACUUCAGCGCCCACCAGUUCACCAAAUGCCUUCUCUCGUCCCAGCUUGUUGAUGAUACAAGACCGGACAGCUCUCAGCUGCUCUCGGGGAUUCCAUACUCCUUUCUGUAUGGAAGUUGGUUUACAGCAGCGGCACUGGCAGCCUCUAAGACACCGGCGCAAAUUUUUGGACUUCAAGCGCCGAAACCGGUGGGGCGGAGGUCACGAAAACCAGGACUUGACCGGAAACCGAGGCAGGCAUACAGUGCGAAGCAACUGGAACGAUUAGAAGCUGAAUUCAAGAUAGACAAGUAUCUAAGCGUGAGCAAGCGGAUGGAGCUCUCGAAGGCGCUGAACUUGACGGAGGUGCAGAUCAAAACGUGGUUCCAGAACCGACGGACCAAGUGGAAGAAACAGCUGGCGUCGCGGCUGAAGAUCGUCAAUCAGACUCAGGACUCGGGGACCGGGCCCGGCGCCCUCUACUUCUCGCCGCCCCACAACCAGUACUCCUCGGCCCUCUUCUCCUCGGCCAACCCGUACUUCUUGGCCUCCCACGCUCUCGGCUUCAACGGCGGCGCCCCCCUCGACAUCGGCAAACCCUCCGCCAACCUCUUCCCUAACCAACUUCAGCUCGACUUCAACAAAGAGUCCUCGGAGGAUCCGGAAAAUUGACGCGUCCCGGCAGGCGAUUAUUGCAAUUUAUAGACAAAGAAGACAAAAGGGAUAUCGACGGUGUAAGUCGGCAAUCACACAUUUCGUUUGCGGUGUCUGAA